CGUAUCUCUACGCAGAGUCGAAGGGCUAUAUGAAUGAUCCCAGGUUGGACUGAGAAAAUAACAAAAAAAUCCUCAAAAACAGAAAAUAUAGAAGUUCUAUGUUGCCCUCAUGUUAGAUUUAAUCAACGGUCUCAACAUCUUCCUUCACAUCCAGCAUAUGAUCAAAUGGUCUAAAAUGAACCAACCGCAAUAAGCUAGGGUUGUUCAUACUCCACUACAAUAUUUUUCUUUUGCAACAAACCAAGUCUUUGAUAAACACCGAUUCUCUUUCUCUCUCUAAAACCUUCUCUUUCCUCUUCUGCAGUUUGAUUUUUUGUGUGCAGAAAUGGUGAAGGGUCCUGGACUUUACUCCGAUAUCGGCAAAAAAGCUAGAGAUCUUCUGUACAGGGACUAUGUCAGUGACCACAAGUUCACCGUUACUACGUACAGCACAACCGGAGUGGCUAUCACCUCAUCUGGUCUGAAGAAGGGUGAAUUAUUCUUGGCAGAUGUUAGCACCCAGUUGAAGAACAAGAACAUUACCACUGAUGUAAAAGUGGACACCAAUUCCAAUGUCUACACUACCAUCACUGUUGAUGAACCUGCACCAGGGCUCAAGACAAUUGUCAGCUUUGUCAUACCAGAUCAGAAAUCUGGAAAGGUAGAGCUCCAGUACUUGCAUGAGUAUGCCGGGAUCAACACUAGCAUUGGACUCACAGCAAGUCCUCUUGUCAACUUCUCAGGCGUUGCUGGCAACAAUACCGUUGCUUUGGGCACUGAUCUAUCAUUUGACACUGCCACAGGCAAUUUCACAAAAUGCAAUGCUGGUCUGAGUUUUUGUACUGCUGAUCUGAUUGCUUCCUUAGCAUUGAAUGACAAGGGUGAUACCAUCAGUGCUUCCUACUACCACACGGUGAAGCCAGUGACAAAUACAGCUGUUGGUGCAGAGUUGACUCACAGCUUCUCAGGCAACGAGAACACACUGACCAUUGGAACACAGCAUUUGUUGGACCCAUUGACCACGGUGAAGGCUCGCGUUAACAGCUAUGGUAAGGCAAGUGCUCUCAUCCAACACGAGUGGCGACCAAAAUCCCUCUUCACAAUAUCUGGUGAAGUGGACACCAGGGCAAUUGAAAAGAGCGCCAAGAUUGGGUUGGCUGUAGCCCUCAAGCCAUGAGUCUGUUAGUACCUUACAGAAAUGUGAGUGAAACGGUGUCUGUUUUGUAUGAUCCAGAGUAAUAAAUUAGAUAGAUUUGCUUCAGCGCAUUAUCCUUCUGCGCCAGGGAGAAUAAUCUUCAGCUGGUAAUGCAAACUCAUGAUUUUUUGCUUAUAUGCAUCCUUAGUGUUCAUUGAGGCACAGGUUUUAACCUUUUACCCGAGCUUCCUCAUUCACGUAAUUGAUUAAUCUUUCUUUGAUCAUUAUUUAUUGUAUGAAUAUUCUGACAUUGUGUUGUUAGAUGAGUAUAAAAGGCUCUUGAAAGAGAGCUGCCUGCCUUUCUUCUUUUCUUAA
Capsicum annuum is the source of this 1489-nucleotide messenger RNA. RefSeq names its product mitochondrial outer membrane protein porin of 36 kDa. Gene Ontology annotation, cellular component: mitochondrial outer membrane. The transcript has 6 exons. The coding region runs from base 326 to 1156 and encodes 276 amino acids. The record is from RefSeq and is a predicted model, not a curated record. Gene Ontology annotation, molecular function: voltage-gated monoatomic anion channel activity. NCBI's taxonomy places the organism in Eukaryota, Viridiplantae, Streptophyta, Magnoliopsida, Solanales, Solanaceae. Gene Ontology annotation, biological process: monoatomic anion transmembrane transport.